CAUAAAGGAUCUGAAAGUGCCAGUUUGUGAUAUAUAGAAUAUCAGAAAAGGGUGAUACCAUUUGAUUAUUUAAUGGUCAGGAUUGCAAAUUGUGCAAUUUGAGAAUAUAAGAUAAGACUCCGUGUCAUCAAACAAUACUGAAAAUGGCGGUGGAUGGAUUGGAUGCUGCUGUGCCGUGGAAGGCGUUCUCUGUUAACAAUUUUUUUUUUUUUUUACAAUAUUAUUCUUCAUGAUUUAGAUUCUCUCCUCUCUGGUCGAGUCUGGAAUUAUACUGAUACUAUUUCGCUCCAUGAAUUGACAUGAUAACUCUCUCUUCCCUCUCUAUAUAAAAUUCUCCUACCUUCCCAUGCAUGCAUAUACCUUCAUCUGAUCUCUCAAACUGCAGUGUCUCUCCUUAAUCCUGCAACCAAAUGAGUUAUGGAGGAUACGAGAACAAUUAUAUUUCAGUUGGACCAUGGGGAGGCCAGAAUGGAGUACGCUGGGAUGAUGGAAUUAGUAACAGUGUAAGACAAGUAAUAAUCUGCCAUGGAGCUGCAGUUGAUUCUAUCCAGUUUGAGUAUGACAAGAAGGGGACCUCCGUCUGGUCUGAGAAGCACGGUGGAACUGGUUGCAUCAAAAUUAAUAAGGUGAAGUUUGAUUAUCCAGAUGAAUAUCUUGUAUCUGUAAGCGGCCAUUAUGGUAGUGUGGUGGAGUACUAUGGUCCAGUACUUGUUCGAUCACUCAUGUUUCAAACCAACAGAAGAAAGUAUGGACCUUUUGGAAUUCAACAAGGAACCCAGUUCUCAUUUCCAUUGACUGGAGGCCAAGUAGUCGGUUUCCAUGGCCGGAGCAGUUGGUAUCUUGAUUCUAUUGGAGUUUACUUAAAGCCUUUCCUGCAACGAAUUACAUCCAAUGAUUUACCUGUUCAACAGAAUUAUGCAACAACUAGAAAUAACGAUAAAAGGAGAGAUUAUAGUGACUCUGAUGUCGAAAAAAAUUACCAGGUGGCCGUUGCGAAACCUGUGAACAAGAGACAGGCAGUAUCGUAUGGCCCUUGGGGCGGUAAUGGUGGAAUGAUAUUUGAUGACGGAGUUUAUACAGGCGUACGGGAAAUUCAUAUAACACGAUAUGGAGGUGUUCUUUCCCUAAGAGUUUGUUAUGAUCUGAGUGGCCAAGCAAUAUGGGGAAACAAGAAUGGUGGAAGUGGAGGAAUCAGAUUAGACAAGAUAGCUUUUGAUUAUCCGUCUGAAAUCUUGACGCAUGUAACUGGAUAUUAUGGCUCAACCAUCUUAAGAGGACCUACAGUUGUCAAAUCCUUGACAUUUCACACCAAUAAGAGGAAGUACGGGCCAUUUGGUGAUGAACAAGGGAUUUCUUUCUCCUCCGGACCAAACAAUGGAAUUGUUGUUGGGUUCCAUGGAAGAAAAGGAUGGUUCAUAGAUAGUAUUGGUGUCCACGUCGCAGAAAAGCCAAUACCCUUGAACACUAGUAACGAUCUCAAAGUACAUGAGGGUAAAAUCCCUUUAAUGGUGAAAGAACUAGUAUCUUCAUGGGCAUCGGGACCAUGGGGUGGGAAUGGAGGUAAGCCCUGGGAUGACGGGGUAUUCUCUGGGAUUAAAAAGAUUUUCUUGGCGAAGGGAGAAGCCAUUUAUUGUAUCCAAAUAGAGUAUGAUCGAAAUGGCCAAUCUGCUUGGUCAGUUAGGCAUGGAGGUGGCAGUGAAGGAAGCUCUCACUUGAUCAAACUUGAGUAUCCGCAUGAAACCCUUACUAGCAUAUGUGGUUAUUAUGGCUCUUUCACCGGAGAAGAUAGCAACAGUGUCAUAAAAUCACUCACAUUCUAUACCAAUAAAGGAAAAUAUGGACCAUUUGGAGAAGAAGUAGGGACGUUUUUCACUUCUUCAAAUACUGAAGGAAAGAUUGUCGGGUUCCAUGGAAGGAGUGGCUGUUACUUGAAUGCAAUCGGAGUUCAUAUGCAGCAAUGGUCGGGUGAUCCAAGCUAUGUAGGUUCUGUUAAAACUAUUUUGAAUAAGCUGUUCAAUUAAGCUAAUAUGACUUUCUUGGGGUUCAUAUUUAUUUAGUUUGUAUAUGUAACUAACCUUUAUUACUAGUGUAUGAAUAACCGAUGCUAUUCAAAAGUUAUAAUUUUAUCUUGAUUUUUUAGUAAA
This is a messenger RNA of Ricinus communis (castor bean), 2144 nucleotides long. Its product is annotated as jacalin-related lectin 3. Gene Ontology annotation, molecular function: carbohydrate binding. The coding region runs from base 411 to 2021 and encodes 536 amino acids. The record is from RefSeq and is a predicted model, not a curated record. NCBI's taxonomy places the organism in Eukaryota, Viridiplantae, Streptophyta, Magnoliopsida, Malpighiales, Euphorbiaceae. The transcript has 7 exons.